UCCCUCCUCCCGUAGGGUGGGGCCUCAGCUCGACUGACAGUUCUGUCUGCGCCUGCGCCCUUCCUAGUCUUUUACGGCGGCCGUAAAGCGGCUCUGAUUUCGGCUUCGGCUUUGGCUUCGAAGCGCUUGACCCCUCCAUACCUUCUGGCCUCAAGGUUUUUCCCACCACCUUGAGGUCAUGGAUGCACGGUUUACUAGGGGGAAGUCGGCCAUCCUGGAGCGGUCACUUGCGAGGCCCAAGACGGAAGUGAGCCUGAGUGCAUUCUCCCUGCUGUUUUCUGAGCUGGUUCAGUAUUGCCAGAAUCGUGUGUACUCCGUGGCAGAGCUUCAAGCGCGGCUGGCAGAAUUGGGCCAGCAGGUAGGCGCUCGAGUGCUGGAUGGCCUGGCCACUCGGGAGAAGGGCGGCCGACGGGAGACAAGGGUACUGGGUGCACUGCUCUUUGUCAAGGGUGCAGUAUGGCGAGCGCUCUUUGGCAAGGAGGCAGACAAGCUGGAACAAGCCAAUGAUGAUGACAAGACCUACUACAUCAUCGAGCGUGAACCACUCAUCAACACCUACAUCUCUGUGCCCAAGGAGAACAGCACUCUUAACUGUGCCAGCUUCACAGCAGGUGUAGUUGAAGCUGUCCUCACCCACAGUGGCUUCCCUGCCAAGGUCACUGCCCAUUGGCACAAGGGUACUACUCUCAUGAUCAAGUUCGACGAGGCUGUCAUUGCCCGGGACCGGGCCUUAGAUGGCCGCUGAGCUGAGGACAGGCUAGAGGAGAAGAGGGCCAGGCCCUUCUUCAUACCUUUGAGCCAUGGCCCUUUUUAUUCCUGGAUUGUUCCCAUUGCCAGAUGAACAACCCCCCUGCCCUAGGCUUUCUACCAUGAUGUGAACCCUCAUCACUUUUCCUGGCUCUUGACUCUCUCUAUUGAUUCUGGUUCCAGGGAGUAUAUUCCCUGGUGUGCUCAGGGAAUAAGGAGCUCAGGUUUCUCUAGGCUUGGCCAGGCUAACCUCCGUAGUCUGGGUUUGGCCUGUUUUUAUUUUUUUUUUUCUGUGUCAUCUCCUGGAUGGUAUGGACAUGAAUGGGGGUGGGUCUAUUCCUAUUAUCCUGGCUUCCCUUAACCUUUGACUCUUCUCUGCCUGUUUUCUUGGGGGUACUCAGGGUAGGGGCUUCUGUACACUGUCCAUUGGGGAAACAGUGAAACUAACCAGGGAAGACAGGUAAUUUCCCUUGAAGAAAUUCUGCAGUCCUCUUGCCCGGACCCUUAUUUGCUCUUCUGAAGCAGUGUCUAGGGGUAUCUAUUUCAAUGAUGCCCUGGUUGAUUUCCUGUGGGUGGGGUCCCAUGUUCUAUCCUAUGACAUAUUGGCUAGGGAUCAGAAACUGCACCUGUUCCAGUGGUUCAUACUCCAUCUUGAGUAGGGAUAGUACCUAGCUUCCCCCUCAUACCCUUUAUCAGCCCCAAACCUGGCCCAUUCUUUUAGUGGAUAUUAUACAGUCAGCUGCAGAAGGUUUGGGUUUCCAUUCCAGUUCUAGAGAAGGAAUAGGGUCAGAUUUUUAAUUAAGUUUAUCCUCUUUCCUUUUCAGUUCCUUUCCCUUUUCCACUUCAAUUUUGGGUGAUAGUUCAUUCUUCAUGUUUUCUUUUGGGGCUCUGAGGACAGUGAAUUGCUGCUAUAACAGUAUGCCUCUCAUUAAAGCCAAGUGUUCCUGGA
Molecule: messenger RNA, 1696 nt
Organism: Monodelphis domestica (gray short-tailed opossum)
Lineage: Eukaryota; Metazoa; Chordata; Mammalia; Didelphimorphia; Didelphidae
Gene: TRAPPC5
Product: trafficking protein particle complex subunit 5
Biological process (GO): endoplasmic reticulum to Golgi vesicle-mediated transport
Cellular component (GO): TRAPPII protein complex; TRAPPIII protein complex; TRAPPI protein complex
Source: RefSeq, a predicted model, not a curated record